AUGGAAAAGAUAGAGAAUUUAUCCCUCUCAGUUCUGCUGGUUUUAUGGGGAUGCGCGCUUGGAGGCUCGCCCAGUGUUCAGAUUGGUGGACUCUUUCCAAGGGGCGCGGAUCAAGAGUACAGCGCAUUUCGGAUAGGAAUGGUUCAGUUUGGCACUUCGGAAUUCAGAUUGACGCCUCACAUUGACAAUCUGGAAGUGGCGAACAGUUUUGCUGUUACCAAUUGCUUCUGUUCACAGUUUUCGAGAGGAGUGUACGCCAUUUUCGGAUUCUACGACAAGAAGUCUGUCAACACCAUCACAUCCUUUUGUGGGACACUCCAUGUCUCCUUCAUCACACCCAGCUUUCCUCUGGAUGGGAAUCAGCAGUUUAUCAUCCAGAUGAGGCCUGAUAUCAAGGGGCCCCUCCUCAGCCUUAUCGAGUACUACAAGUGGGACAAGUUUGCCUACCUCUAUGACAGCGAUCGAGGCCUGACGACGCUGCAGGUUGUUCUGGACACAGCAGCAGAGAAGAAGUGGCAGGUGACAGCCAUCAACGUGGGGAACCUGAAAGAUGAGAGGAAGGAUGAGGCCUACCGCUCGCUGUUCCAAGACCUGGAGAACAAGAAGGAGAGGAGAGUGAUCCUGGACUGUGAACAGGACAAAGUGAAAGACAUCAUGGAGCAGGUCAUCACAAUUGGCAGACAUGUUAAAGGCUACCACUACAUUAUAGCAAAUCUGGGUUUUGUUGAUGGAGAUCUAUCCAAAAUCCAGUAUGGUGGUGCCAAUGUGUCAGGCUUUCAGAUUGUGGACUUUGAUGAUCCUUUGGUGUCCAAGUUUGACCAGAGAUGGGAAGCCCUGGAAGAAAAGGAGUAUCCCGGUGCUGACAGUAAAAUAAGGUACACAUCAGCAUUGACCUACGAUGCCGUGCAGGUGAUGACAGAGGCUUUCCGCUACCUGCAUAAACAGCGCAUUGACUUCACCAGGAGGGCCAACAAUGGCGACUGCCUGGCCAACCCUGCUGUGCCCUGGGCUCAGGGAGUGGAGAUCGAGCGAGCACUGAAACAGGUGCGCGUGGAAGGCCUGACAGGAAACAUCCAGUUUGACCAGCAUGGCAAGAGAGUCAACUACUCAGUGAAUGUAAUGGAAUUAAAGAGUAAUGGUCCAGUAAAGAUUGGAUACUGGAAUGAAGUGGACAAAAUGGCCGUCACCAAAUCCGAUGUGUUUUCAAAUGAAACAACAGGAAUGGAAAACAAAACUGUCAUUGUCACCACCAUCUUGGAAGCUCCAUAUGUAAUGCUGAAAAAGAACGCUGACCUUUUCGUAGACAAUGAGCGCUACGAGGGUUACUGUGUAGAUCUGGCUGCGGAGAUUGCAAAGCACUGCGGCUUUAAAUAUCAACUGAAAAUAGUGGGGGAUGGGAAAUAUGGAGCCAGAGAUGCCGAGACCAAAAUCUGGAACGGGAUGGUUGGAGAAUUAGUGUACGGGAAAGCAGAUAUUGCUGUGGCUCCUCUGACUAUCACUUUGGUACGAGAGGAAGUGAUUGACUUCUCCAAGCCUUUCAUGUCUCUGGGAAUCUCCAUCAUGAUCAAGAAGCCUCAAAAAUCCAAACCAGGAGUCUUCUCUUUCCUGGAUCCACUCGCCUAUGAGAUUUGGAUGUGUAUCGUUUUUGCCUACAUCGGUGUCAGUGUGGUGCUGUUUCUCGUCAGCCGUUUCAGCCCGUAUGAGUGGCACACGGAGGAAUAUGAGGACGGGCAAAUCCAGACCAAUGAGUCGACUAACGAGUUUGGCAUAUUCAACAGCCUGUGGUUCUCUCUUGGAGCCUUCAUGAGACAAGGCUGUGACAUCUCACCUCGAUCUCUGUCUGGGCGUAUUGUUGGUGGUGUGUGGUGGUUCUUCACUUUAAUCAUCAUCUCCUCCUACACGGCUAACCUGGCUGCUUUCCUCACUGUCGAGAGGAUGGUGUCUCCCAUUGAAAGUGCAGAGGACCUGGCUAAACAGACUGAGAUAGCCUAUGGGACUCUGGACUCCGGCUCUACUAAAGAGUUUUUUAGGCGCUCAAAAAUUGCCCUCUUUGACAAAAUGUGGACGUACAUGCGCAGUGCGGAACCCUCUGUGUUUGUGAAAACCACAGCAGAGGGGGUUCUGAGGGUCCGGAAGUCCAAGGGGAAGUAUGCCUACCUGCUGGAGUCCACCAUGAACGAGUACAUCGAACAGCGGAAGCCCUGCGACACCAUGAAGGUGGGAGGCAACCUGGACUCCAAAGGCUACGGGAUCGCCACGCCGAAAGGAUCCUCAUUAAGAAAUGCGGUUAACCUCGCAGUACUAAAACUGAAUGAGCAAGGCCUGUUGGACAAAUUGAAAAACAAAUGGUGGUACGACAAAGGAGAGUGCGGCAGCGGGGGAGGUGAUUCCAAGGAGAAGACGAGCGCCCUCAGCCUGAGCAACGUGGCUGGGGUCUUCUACAUUCUGGUCGGAGGACUCGGUUUGGCCAUGCUGGUGGCCUUGAUUGAGUUCUGUUACAAGUCCCGAGCCGAGGCGAAACGAAUGAAGGUGGCAAAGAAUGCACAGAAUAUUAACCCAACUUCCUCGCAGAAUUCACAGAAUUUUGCAACUUAUAAGGAAGGUUACAACAUGACCUUUGGGGAUGCCAUGAGGAAUAAAGCGAGACUUUCCGUCACUGGGAGUACAGGGGAGAAUGGUCGGGUGAUGACUCCAGAGUUUCCUAAAGCUGUCCACACUGUCCCUUACGUGAGACCUGACAUGGGACUAAACGUCAGCCUGACAGAUCUGUCCUGAUCAAUGAGAAACUUCUGAGUGCCUUACAAUGGUUUCAAUAGAGCGAUUUUUUUUGUCCUUCUCUCCCUCCUUCUGUUCUGGCACUUUUUCUGUCUGUGUCUGGUGAAAAAGGAAAGGUA
Molecule: messenger RNA, 2894 nt
Organism: Toxotes jaculatrix (banded archerfish)
Lineage: Eukaryota; Metazoa; Chordata; Actinopteri; Toxotidae
Gene: gria2b
Product: glutamate receptor, ionotropic, AMPA 2b
Exons: 16
Coding region: 1-2775 (924 amino acids)
Biological process (GO): monoatomic ion transport; modulation of chemical synaptic transmission; synaptic transmission, glutamatergic
Cellular component (GO): AMPA glutamate receptor complex; plasma membrane; postsynaptic membrane
Molecular function (GO): AMPA glutamate receptor activity; transmitter-gated monoatomic ion channel activity involved in regulation of postsynaptic membrane potential
Source: RefSeq, a predicted model, not a curated record